Molecule: messenger RNA, 1562 nt
Organism: Toxotes jaculatrix (banded archerfish)
Lineage: Eukaryota; Metazoa; Chordata; Actinopteri; Toxotidae
Gene: aqp12
Product: aquaporin 12
Exons: 3
Coding region: 710-1549 (279 amino acids)
Biological process (GO): transmembrane transport
Cellular component (GO): membrane; cytoplasm
Molecular function (GO): channel activity
Source: RefSeq, a predicted model, not a curated record
GCCUUUCGACCGCAUGACAUGUUUUAUGGCUGCUUCAGAACGAAUUCACACUGUUUUGUGUUUUAAAUAUAUUUUUGGCCCACCAAUCUAUACUCAGUAAUCCAUCGUGGCAAAAUCAAAAAUGUAUUUUUAGCUAUGGUUGCAAAUUUAUUAAAAAUAUAAAACUUUAAAUGUCUCAUGAAGUAGUCAGCUUCAUGUCUUCUUGGGUAACUCUACAAACUUUGCACACCUGAAUUUUUGGCAGUUUAUGCCAUUCCUCCUGACAGAUUUGCAUUCACCUGCAUGCACUGUUGCAAGUUCAGCCUGCAGCACAUUUUUAUCAAUACCUGGACUACAACCCCCCACUUUUUAUCUGCUGGGGGGGUGUGGUGAUUUCAUUAUUGUUUUUCUUUUGCCAUUCAGUCCUAAGGGGAAAUUAAAAGAAGUAUAGUAUAGGUUGUCCUCCAGAGAGGGGGAGGAAGCAUUUAAGCAAAGCUUUGAUCUAAUUAUAAAUGACCACUGAAUUGAGGCCACCUUACUGACCUGAUCUUGCAAAGACCCAUGUGUAUUUUGGCAGGUGGCUGUGGGAUAACAACCUGACGUGUCUCUGAUAAGAAAUGUGUCUCUGCAUGUGCCACGUUGUCAAACAGAAAGCACAGUUGUUGAAUCAAACCCACUUUUGUUCCCUUUUUGAAAAGAAUCUGCAGGAGGGGGACAUCUGAUCUGAGCCAUGUCUGGACUGAACGCAUCUCUCGGAUACUUCGUGGCUGUCGUGAUUUUUGCAGCCUCGGUUCGAACACUUCUUAGAAAAUGGCCACAGCUUAGCUUCAUUUUGGAGUUUGCCUCCUCUUUCAUGCUGGUGGCCUGCUGGUUGGAGGUGCAGACCAUUAUAGAGGUGGGUCAGUGGGCUGGGGGCUUGGGUCCUGAUGUGACUGUGACCAUGCUGUUUGUGGUUCUGCUGACCCACGGUGUGAUCUGUGGUGGAGCGUCAGGGAAUCCGUCCCUGGUUGUGCUGAGGUUCCUGCAGCUGGAGGCCAAAACCCUGCCUACUCUGCUUGUUGUUGUAGCCCAGCUUCUUGGGGCCCAUCUAGCCCUUCUUGUUGCUGGUUACUACUGGAGCCUGGAGCUGACAGACAUGCACAUGAUCAAAAAUCUGAUGGCUAGAGAGUGCAGCACGUCUCUACUGGUGUCUUUGCCUCAGGGUUUUUUCACAGAGUGUGUUUGCACACUCAUCUUUCACCUGGUCCAUCUAAACCUGCGACGCCGCUCUGCCCUGAUCCGGGUUCCUGUGAUCGCUGUCCUCCUCACAUUCCUGUCCCAUACAGCCAGAGGCUUCACCUCAGCUUACAUGAAUCCAUCUUUGGCCUAUGGCCUCACCUUCCACUGUCCUGGAUUUACAUUCACACAGUACGCAGUGGUCUACUGGCUGGGCCCUCUCACAGGCAUGACUCUGGCUCUUCUCCUGUACAUGGGCCACAUUCCAAGGAUUUUUGCCAAGAACCUACUAUAUUUCCAAAAGACACGUUUCAGAGUGCCAAAAGGAGACAAAGGCGAAAAGAAGAAAAUGUAAAAGAAACUACAAU